Molecule: messenger RNA, 4700 nt
Organism: Condylostylus longicornis
Lineage: Eukaryota; Metazoa; Arthropoda; Insecta; Diptera; Dolichopodidae
Product: solute carrier family 12 member 9
Exons: 4
Coding region: 325-3111 (928 amino acids)
Biological process (GO): potassium ion import across plasma membrane; cell volume homeostasis; chloride transmembrane transport
Cellular component (GO): membrane
Molecular function (GO): potassium:chloride symporter activity
Source: RefSeq, a predicted model, not a curated record
AAAGACAGAUCUCUAGAAUCAUAAGUAUCAUAUCAUUUAAAAAAAGUAUCAUAAUAUUAAAAAUAUUUAUUUCGAAAAAUUUUUAUACAUACAUAGACUUUUUUAAUUUAUUAAUAAAAAUAGUGAAUCUCAAAGAAUUAAGAAAGAGAAAAGAUUUCUCAUGUGUAAAUGAAAAACUAUAUGACCUCAUAAUAUAACGCGAAAACUUUCUAAUUUUAAACUAAGCCAUUUAAUAUGCGUAGUUGUGAAAAUUUUUAAAUAAGAAGUGUAAUUAUUUUGAAAAUUUUUUAAAAACCAAAAAUUGUGGAGGUUCACUUUUCUAACAUGAUAUCUCAAAGAGUCGAAUCAGACUCUAUAAAUGGAAAUAUUAAUCCGCGUGAUGAAACUAUUCCAAUUACGUCAGGUGGUGUUUUAAGAAAUUUUGGUGGAAUAUUUGGAAUGCGUAACUCCCCUUCACCCCAUUCAGCUGAUGGUUAUGUUGAAUUUGGUAUGGCAGGUAAUGAGCGGUCUUCCGCCAGAACCUUGGGAACAUUUGCUGGUGUGUUCAGUCCAGUAGCAUUAUCUAUGUUUAGCGCACUAGUAUUUAUACGUGUCGGAUACAUCGUUGGAAAUGCAGGAUUGUACAUAACAUUAGCCCAGUUUCUAAUAGCAUACGCAAUAUUACUAUUUACUGUCGCAUCCGUAUGUGCUAUCUCCACAAAUGGCGCUGUGGAAGGUGGGGGCGUAUAUUUUAUGAUAAGCCGAACAUUGGGACCUGAAUUCGGAGGCUCUAUUGGUACAUUAUUUUUCUUAGCCAACGUUGUUGGAUCGGCUAUGGCUAUAUCUGGUUGUGCUGAAGGUAUAAUUGAAAAUUUUGGACCGGGUGGUUAUAGUUCAAAUGAAGAAGGUCUUAUACCUGAUGGAAAAUCAUGGCGAUUUCUUUAUUGUAGUUUGAUUAAUACAUGUAUGUUGAUAGUUUGUCUGAUAGGAGCGGCUAUGUUUGCAAAAACAUCAGUCAUUAUUUUGGCUAUUGUAUGUGUGUGUUUAUUUUCAACUUACGUCAGUUUUUUGACACAAGGUCCAAAAGAGGUAUCUAUUCCACAGGAGAAUACUUUAGUACAAAAUAUUACAAAGGCAAACUACACUGGAUUAUCAUUGAAAACCCUCCAUGAAAAUUUAUAUCAAAACUAUAGUAAAGAUUACACAUCUAAUGGUAAUGAAAUUAAUUUCGCGAAAGUUUUUGGGGUUCUGUUUGCUGGUGUUACUGGAAUUAUGGCUGGAGCCAACAUGUCCGGAGAACUGAAAAAUCCAGGAAGAAGUAUUCCUAUCGGGACUUUAUCUGCUGUUGCUUUUACAUUCACAUCAUAUAUAAUAUUAUGCCUACUUAUGGCUGCAACUACUUCCAGAUUUUUAAUGCAAAAUAACUACUUGUUUUUAAUGCCAGUAAAUGUGUGGCCUGGAUUUACCGCCAUUGGUAUUUUAACAGCAACGUUUUCUACGGCUUUGAGCAAUUUAAUAGGCUCAAGUCGCAUCCUGGAAGCUCUGGCAAAAGAUCAAGUAUUUGGCCAACUAUUAAAUUUUAUAACAAAAGGAACUUGGAAAGGCAAUCCGAUUGUCGCGGUGGUUGUUAGCUUCGUCCUUGUUGAAAUUAUUCUUCUUAUUGGCUCCUUGAAUACAAUCGCACAAGUCAAUUCCGUAUUAUUCAUGUUGUCGUAUUUAGCCACAAAUCUAGCAUGUUUGGGUAUUGAGCUUACCGGGGCCCCAAAUUUCCGACCAUUAUUCAAAUAUUUUACUUGGCACACAUGCUUUAUAGGUUUAAUUGGAACUUUGACCAUGAUGUUUGUCAUAAACCCAAUAUACGCCUCCCUCAGCAUAAUAUUAUGCUUAGUUCUGGUAAUUGCUUUACAUAUUUUCUCACCGGCUUCCCAAGGAACUCAAUGGGGAUCUAUUUCACAAGCCUUAAUGUUCCAUCAAGUCAGAAAAUAUUUACUAAUGUUAGAUUCAAGAAAGGAUCACGUGAAAUUUUGGCGACCACAAAUGCUUUUACUUGUUUCAAGUCCGAGGUCUUGUUGCCCUUUAAUAGAUUUUGUAAACGAUUUGAAAAAGGGAGGGCUUUAUGUAAUUGGUCAUGUUAAAAUUGGUGAUGGCACACAACAAACUGGCGAAACUGAUCCUUCUAUAGAAGAAAAUAAAAUGUGGUUAUCCUUUUUGGAUCAUAUGAAAGUUAAAGCUUUUGCUGAAGUAACCAUUGCUAAAACAAUCAGGGAGGGUGUUCAGCACUUAAUACGUUUGUCAGGUAUUGGAGCAAUGAAGCCAAAUACAAUAAUUUUCGGUUUUUAUGAUGAGGAAGCUUCUAAAGAUUUUCUCAGUAGUACAAAUUCCUUAUAUAAAACGACAAAAUUUAAUGAAAAUGAUUUUCUUAAUUUUCCAAUUCGUAAACCGGGAGAGGCGAAAAAUUUUACUGCUCAAGAAUAUGUUGCGUUAAUUUGUGACACACUCCGUAUGAAAAAAAAUGUUUGUUUGUGCCGACAUUUCCAUAUGUUGGAUAAGUAUAUGAUAUCAAAAAGUAAUCAUAUUAAAUAUAUUGAUGUGUGGCCAAUUAACGCAUUUAAUCCCAAAAAUGAUGAUCCAUUUGAUGUUGUUUCAUUGUUCAUGAUGCAAUUAGCUUGUAUAAUAAACAUGCUUCCGAAAUGGAAACGUUUAAGUCUUCGAGUCUUCUUAUGUAAGUCAGAUAAUCAACCAGAUAUAAAUUAUCAAAAUCCUAGCUAUGCUAAGCUUAAAUUGGAAAAGCAAUUAAAUCAAUUACGUAUAAAUGCAAAUAUUUAUGAAAUUAAUGACUGGGAUAAAUUUACGAAAUUUGAAAAUCCAGACAUAAACGACGAACUAGCCUCAAAUGAAGAGAAUAUUCAUAUGUCUAAAUUUUAUAUUCAACGGGUUAAUCAAGUUAUACGAGAUAAAUCUAAUGCAACAGCAGUUAGUUUUAUCUAUUUGCCAGCUCCGCCAACUAUUAAUACCGAAAAUUGGGAAUCAAAAAGCCAAAAUUAUUUAGAUUUACUUAAUAAUUUGACUAAUGAAUUACCACCAACUAUUUUGGUGCAUGGUGUUAGUCCAGUUACCUCAACAACUUUGUAAAAAAAUAACCUAUAAGUAAAAUAAUAUUAUGCAUUCAAUUACUUUUUUUUAUUUCUAAAUGAACUCAGUGACUUAUGUAACUUAACUGGAUUAAAAUUUGAAUCUUUAUAAUGUCAAUUUGUUUGUAAGAACGAUAUCAAGGUUGCAAUAUAAUAAUAUUUCAUUCCAAUAUUAUUUAAGAUAAAAAUAUCUUAUUUAAAAUUAAUUAAUCUUAAUAUUAGAUAUAAAAUGAAUUAAAAAAAAAUAAAACUGACCAAAUAUUAUUACUAGUAAAAUAUAAUUAUAUAUAAAAAGGAGGUUGGUGUUAGUUUUUUUUUUUUUUUUUUGGCCGAUUAAAGCAAAAGUUUCAAUAAUGUGAUAAAAAUAAAUCAAUAUUGUUUACAAAAGUUUUCAUUAAAAAAUGAUAUGAUAUCAAGUAUUCCAGCAAAAAUAAUUUUUUGUUAUUUUGAAAUUAGAUUUUUAAGCUAAAAUGUGAAACUGAUUGAAAACAAGCAACUAUACGAUUUAUGUAUAUGUUUAAUAUUAUAUAAUAUUAAAGUACAUUUAAUCGUUUAAUAAUAAUGUAUCUUAUAGAAUAUUUUAAUAAAUUUUAUUUAUGUUGUAAAUAGAUUUAUAUAUAAUUGUUAAGAAAACUCAACCAAUAAACAAAUUAUAGCAAUUUACUUUAUUUGCAACUUUGAUUAUAGUUAUACAUACAUAUAUAAUACCUAACUAAAUGUGUAAAUAACAUCUUAACAUUACAAUGUUAUGUCAUUUCUUUAAAUAGGUUUAAGUGAAUAUCAUAUUGUAGCUUACCCAUAAAAUUAGUACAUAAUGUACAAGAAUAUUUAUUUCAAAGAUUUAAAGCAAAAGAUUAAUUGAGCUUUUUUGGGUUUCAAAAUAGAAAAAUUCAAAUAUAAUUCUAUAACUAAAACGGGAUUAAGCUUAAAAUUGACAAAAAAGCAUUGAUUUUCAAGUUAUUUAAUUUUACAAUAACUCAUAACACGGGUGGGUGGUAAAACUAAAAUGUUGCAAUUCAUUCAUUGUUAUUCGAGCAAACUUAAAAAAAAUCGCAAUAUGUAACAUUAUAGUUAUGUAAAAGAACCACUAUAAAUUAUUAAUAUUACAUAAAACUCUUCUAAACAAUUUUUUAAUUUUCUAUUUUGAAAAAUAGUAAAAAAAUUCUUGUAUUUAAUUGUGAUUAGUUAUUAAAACUGCAAUAAUUGUAUUUUAAUCAAUGAAUAUUUUGUUAAUUUAUUGUAUUUACUUACUCAUUCAUUAUUUUAUCGUUUCGAAGGGAGAUGUUAAAUUUAAAAUAUUAUUUUCUUUUAUCAUUUCUGAACGUAAAGUAAUUUUAUCACAAAAUUUUUAAGAAUAAUGUGAUUAAAUUAAGAAAUUUCAAAAUCUUAAUUAUAUUAAUUUUUGUUUUAGUAGUUUCAGUAGUAGUUGCGUAGUAAAAAAAAUAUUUAACUAAUUGAAAUUUAUUUUCAUUUAAUAUAUUUUAGUAUAUAUAUGCAUAUAAUUUUGUUUUAUUUGUGUUUUACUAUUGUACUAACAUCAUUUUGCAAAAUUUUAUAAAAUUGAUUUAAUAAAAUAUUUAACAAAACUGA